Molecule: messenger RNA, 1625 nt
Organism: Lethenteron reissneri (Far Eastern brook lamprey)
Lineage: Eukaryota; Metazoa; Chordata; Hyperoartia; Petromyzontiformes; Petromyzontidae
Cellular component (GO): extracellular region
Source: RefSeq, a predicted model, not a curated record
AGACAAGCCCCUUCUGAUAUAAAGCGAUGCCCGGGCAGGCGCUCUCGAGCAGAGGGUGUGAAGAUUCGUUGCAGAUCAUCUUUCAGAGCAUGCAGAUCAAGCAGAGCAUGGGCAGUGCGGCGAUGCUGGUGGCAGCGGCGGCGGCGGUGGUGGCGCUGCUGGCACUGGCUCCUGUGCCGGGCACGGAGGGCGCUCCGGCCAGCACGGUGAGCAACUGGACGUCGCUCAACACGUCGCAGUCGUCCGUGCAGAAAGCCAUCGUGGACCUGCACAACCAGCUGCGACGCAGUGUGAGCCCCGCGGCCAGCAACAUGCUGCAGAUGGUGUGGAACCAGGAGGCUGCCAAUAACAGCGCCGUGUGGGCCAAGUCGUGCUCCUUCAGCCACAGCCCCAACGCCAACCGCAAGACGUCGGCGUUCACCUGCGGCGAGAACCUGUUCAUCUCGAGCGCGCCCUUCACCUGGGACUACGCGGUGCGCGACUGGCACAGCGAGGUGGUCAGCCCCGGCUUCGAGUUCGGCAAGGGAGCCAAGGGGCCCGGCAUGAUCGGCCACUACACUCAGGUGGUGUGGUACAGCUCCUACCAAGUUGGCUGCGCCGUCAACUACUGCGAGGCCUCUGCCAAGUACCUUUACGUGUGCCACUACUGCCCAGCCGGCAACCUGAACACUCGACUCACGCGCCCCUACGACAGCGGCCCGGCGUGCAAGUCCUGCCCCAAGAACUGCACCAACAAGCUGUGCACCAACGCGUGCCCCUUCACCGACUCCUACUCCAACUGCGCGCUCAUGAAGAGCACGCUGGGCUGCGGCGACACGCUGUACGGCCGCAUCGUGCGCGCCUCCUGCCCCGCCUCCUGCCACACUAACCUCGUGACCCCGGCGGCGUUGGCGUUGGUGUUCAUGGCGAGCGUCGUGGCGGCGACAUCCGUCAACGACUGGAAGCUCCUGGACACGAAGCUGUCGGCGAACCGGAAGGUCAUCGUGGACGUUCACAACGAGCUGCGGCGCGGCGUGGUGCUCACUGCCAGCAACAUGCUCAAGAUGGCGUACAACGAACAGGCAGCAGAGACCAGCCGCUUGUGGGCCGCCGCCUGCAGCUUCUCGCACAGCCCCAGCAACACGCGCACCUGGAAGACGCCGCAAUGGGACUGCGGAGAGAACCUCUUCAUGUCCAGCAACCCACGGUCGUGGGACGAGGCAGUGCGCAGCUGGUACGACGAGGUCACCUCCCCCGGCUUCCAGUACGGCACGGGGGCUGUGGGGCGCGGGGCCGUGGGACACUACACUCAGGUGGCGUGGUACAAGUCCCACCAGGUGGGCUGCGCCGUCAACUACUGCCCCAACCACCCCGGCGCCCUCAAGUUCCUCUACGUGUGCCACUACUGCCCCGCAGGGAACCUGGUCACCAGGAUCAACAAACCCUACGACCUGGGGACUCCGUGCCAGGCCUGCCCCCAUAGCUGCGACAACAACCUGUGCACCAACCCGUGCCCCUACGUGGACCAGUUCAGCAACUGCCCGCAGCUGUUCAGCGCCCACGGCUGCGCGAACGACGGCUCGGGGGGAACCUUCGUGCAGACAAACUGCCCUGCCACGUGCAGCUGCACGACGGAUGUGCAGUGA